CUGCGCGAGACGACCCCAUCUCUUCUGCAGAUGCGUGUCCUCCGCCUGUGCCUUUGCGGCCAGGAGGCACAAGGAGCAGUGAGGUCGGUGGUGCUACAAAUCCUUACGUAUUUGAUGGAAUGUCCCACACGUACUAAGCUGGCGAGAUGGAUGGUGUGCUCAGUCCAAGAAGAGUGGUGUUAUUACCAAGAAGUAGACUUCUGUCAAUUGUUCUCGAGGUCAAUUUUUAAAUGGGGAUCCUUGGUCCUCUCUCCAUGUACAAAACGUCAGAAGAAGUGCAAGCUUAACCAUUCUUUUCUGGAUUUAUUUGCGCCUACAGGUGUCAUUGUUCUCAUAGCAAACAACAUCAUUUGAGGCCAGGUCUGCGUCUUCCGUUAGGUUUCCAAAUGGUUGAAUUUUUGCUGCAGUCCAUGCAAAUUCGGAAGAACCUGUGGAGCUUUCUUUAUGGACCAUGAUAGAUUCACAUCUGUCAUUUUCAGGCCAGACUAACAGUACAUGCCUACCUAGGUGUGUUGUUUAACUAAGGAUUCAUUCAGUGCUUGAAAAUAAUCUACUUUCCAUGAUGUUCACCCCGCUUUCGGAAGUGCAUCAGAUAUGUAUAACUUUCCUUUUGAUCAUUCCAACUAGCAUGCAAUUAAAUGCUUUUUUAUUUGAAACAACUUGGUCAACACAAAAUUGCUAGAUGAACACAUGGCGAAACAUUCC
Molecule: messenger RNA, 705 nt
Organism: Lolium rigidum
Lineage: Eukaryota; Viridiplantae; Streptophyta; Magnoliopsida; Poales; Poaceae
Exons: 5
Coding region: 31-354 (107 amino acids)
Source: RefSeq, a predicted model, not a curated record